UUUCUCACUUUUUUUCCUCACUUUUAACAUGAUGGUAGAGUAGUAAAAGCGCUCCUAUCUUUAUCUCUCUCUCUCUCUCACUCUCUGUGUCGCAUAUCACAUCCCAAGCAGUCUCAGCAUUGCAGCAAUAGCACCAGGGCAAGGCACUGCUGCUCUGUGUCUCAGUCUUGCAGACGGGCAAAAAAGAGGAGAAAAGUAGAAAACCCAUUGAAAACUUUUUAAAGAAAAUAAUAAGAACAGCAAAAUAUUAAACCCUCUCCUCCAUUAAUACCAUUUCAUCCCCAAAUUUACUUUAUUUUUAACAAAAAUUGAUGGCUUUUUCAUUUGAGUGAGAGAAAAAGAGAGAAAGAGUCUUGACUCACCCAACCCCAUCUCCCUUUUAUUAAGCAAAUGCCAAAGUUGCACUGAUGCAGCAAUGAAAACCAUUCUCUUUUCUCUCUAUAACCAAACCACUUGUCUAAAUCUUUUCUUUCUUCAAUUCUGUACUCUUGUUGGUUAGUUGGGGUUUGAGGAUAAAAUGGUGGGCAUUAUAGAUCUUAAUACCACGGAGGAGGAUGAAACGACACCGUCUUCUGUGUCUUUGUCUUCUCCAUCCUCGUCUUCUGCUUCUGCUUUAAGUGCUUCUAAUUUAAGUCCUCCUGGUUCUUCUGCUUCUUCUACAGUGUGUUUGGAACUUUGGCAUGCUUGUGCGGGCCCACUCAUAUCCUUGCCUAAGAGAGGGAGUGUGGUCGUGUACUUCCCUCAGGGCCACUUGGAGCAACUCCCUGAUUUGCCGCUUGCUGCCUGCGAUCUCCCUUCUCAUAUAUUCUGUCGGGUUGUUGACGUCAAGCUCCAUGCAGAGGCAGCCAAUGAUGAUGUUUAUGCACAAGUGUCUCUUGUUCCUGAGAAUGAGCAAAUUGGGCAGGAGUUGAAGGAAAGGAAAAUUGAGGGGGAUGGUGAAGAGGAGGAUAUGAAAGCAGCUGUGAAGUCAAGAACACCCCACAUGUUCUGCAAAACCCUUACUGCUUCUGAUACUAGCACUCAUGGAGGUUUUUCCGUCCCUCGUCGGGCUGCUGAGGACUGCUUCCCUCCCUUGGAUUAUUCUCAGCAGAGGCCUUCACAAGAGCUUGUAGCAAAGGAUCUCCAUGGCUUUGAGUGGAGGUUUCGUCAUAUCUACCGCGGGCAACCGCGGAGGCAUUUGCUCACUACUGGAUGGAGUGCAUUUGUAAACAAGAAGAAACUUGUCUCUGGAGAUGCUGUGCUCUUUCUUAGGGGUGCGGAUGGAGAAUUGAGACUGGGAAUUCGAAGAGCUGCACAAGUUAAAUGUGGGGCUACUUUACCAGCUCAAUGUAGUCAGCAGUUGAAUCACAGCACUCUCACAGAUGUAGUUAAUGCUAUAUCUAUGAGAAGCGUUUUCAACAUUUACUACAACCCAAGGGCCAGCUUGUCGGAGUUUAUAAUACCUUUUCAUAAAUUCUUGAAGAGCCUUGAUCAUUCUUUUUCUAUUGGAAUGAGGUUCAAAAUGCGUUUUGAAACAGAAGAUGCAGCAGAAAGAAGAUACGUGGGAAUGAUAACUGGAAUCAGUGACCUAGAUCCUGCUAGAUGGCCUGGUUCAAAGUGGAGAUGCCUUCGGGUAAGGUGGGAUGAUAUGGAGACUAGCAGGCACAGUAGGGUUUCUCCUUGGGAAAUUGAGCCAUCUGGUCCUGUUUCCAGUUGCAGUACUUUUAUGGCACCUGGUCUGAAGAGAAGCAGGUCCGGAUUGCCUUCAUCAAAACAUGAAUUUCCAGUUCCUGAUGGGAUUGGUGUAUCAGACUUUGGGGAAUCUUCAAGGUUCCAGAAGGUCUUGCAAGGUCAAGAAAUUUUGAGUUUUAACACUCCUUAUGAUGGUGUUGAUCAGAAUCGGCAUCUGUCUGAGACAAGGAGGUGUGUCCCUAGCUCACUUGGUUCUGGGAUUGCUACAAGAAGAAAUGGUGCCGAAGGACCAGUUGCGAGCUCUGAUGUUUCCCAUAAAGGCAUAGGCUGUAGUGAAUCUUUUAGAUUGCACAAGGUCUUGCAAGGUCAAGAAAUAAUUCCAAGAUCACCAUUUAGAAGAUCCCCAACUUCUAAUGAUGUCUCUGAAAAUGGUUGCUUUGGAAUAUCUGAUGGUGUUCAAAUGACAAGCUCAAGAAAUGGAUGGUCUGCCAUGAUGCAGGGUUAUAAUACUCAUAUGCGCCCACCCACACAGGUGUCUUCCCCUUCAUCAGUGUUAAUGUUCCAGCAAGCAUGCAACCCAAUUUCAAACCCAAGUCCUGCUUACAAUUUAAGUGAUCACGAGGAGCAAGGCAUUGGCAUUCAAAGUUGGUUUCGUAAUUCUGAAACAUGUGAUGGAAAGCGCAUGUCCUCACAUUCUGAGCAUAUUUGCAGAAGGGAUGAUCAGUGGGGCAUCAGUUCGUUUGGUGUAUCUCGUGACCAUAUUCAACAUGGCAUAGCUCAAUCAACAUUUAGGGGUGGUCAUGAUAUAGUGACUUCAUGUAAAAGCAGCUGCAGACUAUUUGGUUUCCAGUUGACUGAGGAUAGGCAUGUUGCUAAUAAGGAUGAUGAUGUCUCCAUUCCUGCAACAUCUCUGAAGCCUGGGUCUUCCUUUCUGCCUCAUGUUGGUGAGCAGUUCCAUCUGAAGCCUCCAGCAAUAACCAAUGCUGUUGGUAGCAAUUGUACUAAAGGGAUUCUGCAACAGCAUCCUGAAAAUUAUCAUAUAUACUAACAAGCUAGUGGUCGCACCUGAGGCUGCAGAAGAGAAUGCCUACGGUUGCGUGGAUAAUACACAUUUUGCUACUUGUGAUGAAAGAAAAAAUGUAAUUAAUCUCUUAAGUUAACCCUCUAACUCGCCUGGCUAUGCCAAAAAGCUUUUUGUACUUGGGUUCACAGUGACGGAUACUUGCUCAACAUGGAAUUGUCAUAUUUUGUUAGUGGAAUUGAUGAUAUAUUGUCUGGUGCUAGCCCGCCAAUGCUGAAAUAUAUAAAUUAUUAAAUAUAAUAUUGAUAAUAUGUUAA
Molecule: messenger RNA, 3009 nt
Organism: Hevea brasiliensis (rubber tree)
Lineage: Eukaryota; Viridiplantae; Streptophyta; Magnoliopsida; Malpighiales; Euphorbiaceae
Product: auxin response factor 3
Exons: 11
Coding region: 518-2719 (733 amino acids)
Biological process (GO): regulation of DNA-templated transcription; response to hormone
Cellular component (GO): nucleus
Molecular function (GO): DNA binding
Source: RefSeq, a predicted model, not a curated record